Messenger RNA from Effrenium voratum, 1100 nucleotides. Lineage: Eukaryota; Dinophyceae; Suessiales; Symbiodiniaceae. The record is from the annotation of a GenBank genome assembly.
AGCUGUCGCCCUUUGACGGUUGGUAGUCCGCGAUUUGCCCCGCCUACGCAGCGGACAAGUCUGGGAGGAAUGCAGGGGCCCAUGUACAUUUUGCCCCCUGGCCUUAGCCACGAUCUGUCUGUGGCUAUCGGAGCACCUCCGGGACUACCUCCGCCUCCGUGCCCAGGAGACGUGUUGCGGGCCUUUGCCCGGGCAGAUGUUGACAGUGUGGGGGACAGCUGCGCCGCCCCUCAGCCCUGGCGCCCGGACAGCCUGUCCACCAGGCCGAGCCUCUCCGAAAGCACCAGGUGCUCCACAGACGAGCCUGCAACGCCGCCUUCGCCGCCUACGCCGCCUACACCAGAAUCGAUAGAGCUCUUUGCUGGCGCACAUGCUGCAGCCAAGAGUUUGCUGCAAUUUCUGGGCCAUCGGUUUGAAGACGCGGCCAGUGAGGAGGGAUGGGUGACACAGUGGGGCCUACAGGCUGAUGAGGAGCUUCUGCCGAUCCUUUGGGAGCUGGUCUCGCAGGAUAAGAAGAGAUCCAAGGCAAAGGACAAGGUCGGCAACUGCGUCCGCUGGUGGGCCAAGCCGACCAGCCCUUUGCUCUGCCCUCUUUCUGGGUUCCCCACUUGCCUUCUGCCGUACCCGCCCUUCAAGCUCCGCGUUGACCCCAGCCGCGCGACGCCCCACUGCCUGGUGGACGGCAAGUUCCUCGCCUUGCGCUGUAUCGUCACUGGGCAGUACGCUGCCUGUGGACGAGAACUUCAGGAGACUGACAUCAUCGCUCUGGAUGAGUAUGUUCAUCGCUGCAAGCUUGGCCCCUUUCGACCUAGCCGGGCAUUGGAUUUGCAGACCGCAGCCUCACAUGGGGACCAGAAAGCGGCGGAGGACUUGAAGCGGCUCCUGGCAGCGGCUCAUGCGGAGCUGGGCAAGUUGAAGCGCAUCCAGGAGAACCGCUUCGGGCAGAUCCUGCAGGAGGCGCAAUGGCACGCUACGCUGAAGAGGUGAGAGCCGGUGAGGCGCGCGCCUCGCAUCCCCGGCCGUGGAAUCAGCUUCUCACAAUGGGAUCGGCUCUUCCCAUAGCUGCCAGCCUAGCUAGCUACUAGGUCCAGUAGUGCCCU